UCUCUUUUUCUCUCUCUCUCCUUCUUUCUCUCUCCCUCCUCUUCUCUCCCUCUUUCUCUCUGUCUCUCUCUCUUCCGUUCGCCAAUUCUUUUAUUCUCUUUCACAAUACGUCGACUUUCUCGAAAAAAAGUCACGAAAUUAUAUCAAUUUUCAUAACAAUGGAAGUUACUAUUGCAAGCAGGACAAUACUCAAAAAGAUUCAAUACGUCCAUUAAAAUUGCGCAAACUUAUGGUAUAUUUUUAAAUUUGACGAAUACGUUUGAAACGUUUAUAAUUUAAAGAAUUAUUUAUUAAGUUAUAUUAAUUAUAAAUUAUGAUUCAAGCGUCUAUGAUUCUAUAGAGUUCAUAAAAGUAAUCUAAAAAAAAAGUAUUGUGCAUGAUAUAAAUCUUUGUCUUGGACGAGUUGAAAAAUCAAGAAACAAAGAAAGACAAAGAAGAUGUUGGCUCGUGAAAUUCUUCUUGAAAAAAGGAUUUACGAAAUGGGCGAUAAGUUUAUGAAGAAACAAAAUUUUACAUCGAUUUACAUAUGUUAAUCUAGAAUCUAUAAUACAGUUCUCGGUAAAAAAAAAAAAGAAUAAUAAUGAUAAUAAAAUAAAAAUGAUCUUUCGAAAAGAUAUCCCGGACGUAGUGACAAACACCAACUAUAAAUAUUUAGUACUGACGUAAUCGAUGAGAACGUGAGAACAGAUUAAAAUAUGUUUAGGGUAUCGUCUGCAACUCAUUUUUUAAAUGUGACAAGUAAUUCAUUAAAUAAUACAAACAAAAUUUAUAUUUGUCUCUUCGAUCUUUUUUAUUAUUUCUUAAUAAAAAGAAGAUAAAAACAGUAGGAAUAGUUUUGUCGUUUAAAAACAAUGUUAAUUAAGGGAAAAAGACGAAUGAUUGAUAAGUCGAUAUCUAGAUCGAUCUUUUAAUUAUUUUUUCUUCAUUUCGGGCCAGCUGGCCAAUUAGCGAAAGAAAUUUAAAAAGGCUCGAACCAAUUUUGGUAAUGGUAGGGCUCUGAAUUUCGCCAAGGUACAAAGAUAUAAUAAGGAAGUGAGAGAGAGGGGGGAGAGAAAUGUAAUUACGAAAUGAAAGGGACUACGAAAGAAAUGUCCGAUAUAUUCGAAAAUCAAAAUUAAAUAUUCAAAAGAUUUGAUGAAACACAAGAUGUUCGAAUAGUAAUUUAAUUCAAGAAUGAAUGACAAAUAUUCAUUUAUGUACGAUUAUUUUCAAAAAAUACUACUUGACUUAUUUAUUUUGAUCUGUCAGAUAUGUACAAAUCUGAUCUUUUUUAUUAUACCUAAUUCUUUUCGGAAUAAUAAUUUUUCGUGAGAAAGAAGAAUAUAAUCGAUUCGGUACAAAAUUCUUUUUUUUUUCUGAAAGACAAGAAGAGAAAGAAAAAAUAGUUGCGUAAGAAAGAGAGAGAGAGAGAGAUAGGAAGAGAACUUUUAAAAGAAAUUGGUUUCUUCUCUCUACUUGACAUACACGGCCGGUUUCUUUUUUCUUUAUUUCGGUAAUCCACCAUCGCCAGCACCACCACCACCGUCACUGUGACCAUCAACGUCUUUCGCUUUUUCGAGGGUUCGUCAGUUUCACGUAUAAAAGCGAGAAUCUUCUCGGUCGAAAUCAUCAGUCGAAAAUAAAUCGAACCAACCGAGUACGAAUUCUCAACAUGAACGCAAAGAUGUUUAUACUUUUCGCCCUCGUGGCAUUGGCUGUAGCCGAAAAGACGUCAACGAAAGGGACGAAGAAAGAUAAACGGGGACUCGUCGGAUAUGGAUACGGUUUAGGAUACGGCGGACUCAACACGUACUCGGCUGCUCAUUACCCUACGGUCGGCAUCAGUUCGUAUUCUGCUCAAUACCCAUCGAUUGACAUCACCCAUGGGGUCUCUACGGUCGUUACAAAAGAAGUUGCAGUCCCAGUACCUCAUCCGGUCCCUGUAACUGUUGAGAAACAUGUCCCAAUUCCAGUCAAGGUGCCGUAUGCAGUACCAGUAGACAGACCAUACCCGGUACAAGUACCCAAACCUUAUCCGGUUGAAGUAACGAAACAUGUUCCUGUCCCAGUUGACCGUCCUGUUCCAGUUCCAGUAAGCGUCCCGGUCAAGGUUCCAGUGCCAGCCCCAUACGUAGUGAAGGUAGCUCAGCCUUAUGGAGUCUACGUUUCCUCUGACCUUUCUUAUGGUGGUCAAUCUUCUUGGUAAAUGGCUGACGAUGACAACAAGAACCUUCAGAAAACAGAAAACAUUUGUUCAUAAAUGUUAUUAUGUCCUCGAAAAAAGAAAUCAUAAUGGUACUCCAAAGAUGGAUAUACUUCAAAGGAUAAAAAAGAAGAAAAAAAAGAUAGCUAUAUUGGAUUUCUUCAUUUUCUUACUUUAAGAAUCUCAAAGUAGAAAUCUCGUAUUGAGAGUUCUGCAUAAUUUAAAUACAUUAUAUUAUAUAGUA
Molecule: messenger RNA, 2426 nt
Organism: Vespa crabro (European hornet)
Lineage: Eukaryota; Metazoa; Arthropoda; Insecta; Hymenoptera; Vespidae
Product: cyclin-dependent kinase inhibitor 1C-like
Exons: 3
Coding region: 1652-2185 (177 amino acids)
Source: RefSeq, a predicted model, not a curated record